AUGGAGGAAGAUGAAGAAGAGGACAUCGAUGACAUAAUAGUAAAGAAAAUGGCCAAUGGUCUAUUCAAUGUUGUGAUUGGAGAAAGGGUACAGAGAGAGCUACGAAAGGAGUGGUGGGAGACCUUCAUUGUUAAACUCCUUGGAAGAAAGGUGUCAUUAGUAGUGCUAAAGAGGAGACUGGAGAUUAUGUGGGGAAAAAAUGGAAGCUUGGAUGUCAUUGACUUGGGCAACGAUUUUUUUCUGGUGAGAUUUUAUAACUCUGGUGAUUUGGAUUUCGCAUUAAUGGAAGGACCUUGGAAAAUCCUUGACCACUACCUGACUGUUCAAAUGUGGAAACCGGACUUUAAUCCUUCUACUGCCACCAUUGACAAAAUUGCUGCUUGGAUACACUUGCCAGAAUUGGCAAUAGAAUAUUACCAUAGAGCAAUCUUAGAAAAGAUUGCUAACAUUAUGGGGAGAAAGCUGAAGGUUGAUACCAAUACAGCGGAGGUUACUAGAGGAAAGUUUGCUAGGCUUUGUGCGGAAGUGGACCUAACACAGCCACUGGUCUCUCAAUACAUGAUCAAUGGGGUCUACUACACAAUUGAAUACGAAGGACUUCAUCAAGUCUGCUUUGAAUGUGGUAGAGUAGGUAUUGAAAAAUGGAUUUGCCCUGAAAAAAGAACACAUACGUCAGCAACACCAGAAAAUAGGGAGGAAGGAAGAAGAGCUCAGAUAGAAGGGACAAAGGCAGAUGAAGGGGGCAAUCCUGGAAAUUUAGCAAAAGGCAAGGGCAUAGUAGGAAAGGAUGGAGAUGGUGAUAUGUACAGACCGUGGACGAUCGUACAAAGACCAUUACGAGGAAGGCAGACUGGAAAAAUGGGGGAAGGUACAGUUAGUGGCAACACUUCAAAAGGGCAAGACAAGGAAAUGACUAAUAUAGGUAAUCAAUCUAGAUUUAUUGUUCUUCAGGAUUUAAAUCCAUAUUCUAGAAGCAUCCAAAACCAGAAUGACGUUGCCAACAAGGUAAAUGAGAAGAAAGACAAGGAAGUAGAGAAUAUAACUGUGCACCAAAAAGGAACCUACCUGACUAAACAACCUAAACAAAGUAAUAGGCAGACCACCCAGCCCAAUAACAAUAAACCAACCUAG
Messenger RNA from Arachis duranensis, 1131 nucleotides. RefSeq lists its product as uncharacterized. The transcript has a single exon. Bases 1 to 1131 code for a protein of 376 amino acids. The record is from RefSeq and is a predicted model, not a curated record. NCBI's taxonomy places the organism in Eukaryota, Viridiplantae, Streptophyta, Magnoliopsida, Fabales, Fabaceae.